GCUCCCUGCGGCAAAGGUAAAGGCGUCAAAGACGUGCAGUCAACUUUUCCCUAUUGCCAAACUUACGGUGAGCUGUCCUUUAGUCUACCAAACCCUUCAUCUCUCCAAAUCCUCGCACAGUGAACACUCUGUCAACUGGUCGUUCUACCUUUAAUUGAAAGAGUCGGUCCUGUUAGCAGACUGUCAUCCGUUUGAACCCCAACGUCCUCUCGUAUCCAAACACCCCUCCUGUCCACCAUGGCCGAACUCUACCCCGAUCUCAAAGACCGUCCAAUCAAGGAGACUAUUGUCCUCUUUGAUGUCGAUGGCACUUUGACUCCUGCUCGGCUCAGCGUCAGUGCUCAGGUCCUUCAGGCUCUCUCCAAACUAAGAAACAAGGUCGCCAUUGGCUUUGUUGGUGGCUCCGACCUCAAGAAACAACAAGAACAGCUGGGCACUCCUUCUCUCCCUGUUGUCACCCUGUUCGACUUUGCCUUCUCGGAGAACGGCCUCACCGCCUACCGCCUGGGCGAGCAGCUACCCUCCAAUUCCUUCCUCCAAUGGAUCGGUGAAGAGCAAUACCAGAAAUUGGCCAAGUUCAUCCUGAGAAAGAUCUCCGACCUCGAAGGCCUUCCAGCUAUGCGAGGAACUUUCAUCGAAUUCAGGAAUGGCAUGAUCAAUGUCAGCCCUGUUGGUCGUAACGCCAGUACCGAGGAGCGAAAUCAAUUCGAGGCUUACGACCUGAAGAAUGGUGUUCGAGCAAAAUUGAUUGAUGAUAUCAAGAAGGAAUUCCCAUCCCUUGAACUGACAUACUCAAUCGGCGGUCAAAUCUCGUUUGAUGUUUUCCCUACCGGCUGGGACAAGACUUACUGCUUGCGUCACAUCGAAGCUGAAGCCGACCCCACCAAGAACCUUUCUGGUAUCAACUACAAGACCAUUCACUUCUUCGGUGACAAGGCAUUCGAGGGAGGCAACGACUGGGAGAUUUACACCGAUCCCCGAGUCACUGGCCAUGCUGUCAAGAACCCCGAAGACACCGUCAAGCAGUUGGAGGAGCUUUUUGGCAUCUGACUGACCUCACGUCUGUGAGGAUGGUGAUGACGGCGUAUUCAAAUGGGUUCAACGUGGAUAUGGGUGGUCAGGAGAAAUUUCUUUCUCGCAACAGGUAUUGCACGGAUGUUUAGACAGGUCAAAGACAAUUAGAUGUCAUACCUAUACCUCUACUUUACACAUGACAGUCAUGAACUGUUAUGGAAUAUGGAAUAUGGAAUAAAGCAAAAUAGGAUGACGAUGGUCUCCAAACACCCACCUUAUCCUUGCCACAUCUCAGAGGAUGAACACGGUGAACUUCUUACAGAACUAAUGGGCACCCUACGCACCCCUACUAGUACUCCCACGGUUGGCCUGCUAUACCCAGAGAAGCACUCACAGAGCAUGCUUGCACCGAUCAAUAAGCGUCAUCUGACUGUAUAUCUCGCCAAGAUACUGAUUUGGCUGUACAUAGAUCUCCUGGAGCAAUCCCU
This is a messenger RNA of Exophiala mesophila, 1502 nucleotides long. RefSeq lists its product as uncharacterized. The record is from RefSeq and is a predicted model, not a curated record. NCBI's taxonomy places the organism in Eukaryota, Fungi, Ascomycota, Eurotiomycetes, Chaetothyriales, Herpotrichiellaceae. Bases 238 to 1050 code for a protein of 270 amino acids. Gene Ontology annotation, molecular function: phosphomannomutase activity. Gene Ontology annotation, biological process: mannose metabolic process; GDP-mannose biosynthetic process; protein N-linked glycosylation. Gene Ontology annotation, cellular component: cytosol. The transcript has 3 exons.